Molecule: messenger RNA, 1542 nt
Organism: Penicillium malachiteum
Lineage: Eukaryota; Fungi; Ascomycota; Eurotiomycetes; Eurotiales; Aspergillaceae
Exons: 1
Coding region: 1-1542 (513 amino acids)
Source: RefSeq, a predicted model, not a curated record
AUGAUUCCCUCGGCGCUGCAGCCGCAGAUGCUACUUGGCUCGCCAAGAAAUCUCUACGAGCAUCUCCACUCUCUAAUCAACAAUGAUCCAUCGAUCGAGAAUUUGACGUCGAUUAAUUCGUGCCUCCUUACUCAGAUACACAAAGAGGCGGUUCCUCCUGCCAUUUUCAAGAUCUGGCUAUUCCUAAUUUACCCACAUUGUCCGCAUCUUGUUUCCGAUGCACUCCGAGAUACAUCUAGUGGAGUUCGCAAAGCCGGCGUCGCUGUUGCUGCAGCUCGGUUUUUCCGCGGGUCUGAUUGGAAAGAGAAUGGAUGGGAUCUGCUCGGUGGAGCGAAAGGAAUCAAAGAUAUCCUUGAUACAUUACCUCUUACAGAGGUGCGCCUUCUACUGAAAGCCAUUUCUCGCCAUGUUGGCUCCGCUGCCAAUAGACAACUCGCAAUGGAAUGCAUAGAAGAACUCAUAGACCUAGUCGAAAAAUCCGAUGACUGGACGAUGAGACCACUCAAGGAUCAAGUGGCUUUUCUCUAUGGAUACUGUACCAAGGAGAGACUGGCGACAUUUUUGAGCUCUUCACCUUGGUCGCGGAAUACCUGCGCCGUGCUUCAUAGCGCAAGUCUCUUACAUACUUCAAUCUUGCGGGAGAUUGCAGUCGGUGCACUGCAAGUACCAUCAGAUGUGCGCCGGGGUGUAUUGGAUUUCUGUUGGCAGUCGUUAUUGUACUCGGAAGAAGCAUACAUCUCGACCACAGACGACCAAUCGGCAUCAGUGCUGCCUCCAGGGCUGGCCUUCGGCUUGGAUCUGCUAAUUACUAUGAGUCGAGAACCAAAACUUCAAAACGGAAAUCAGGUCUACUGUUGGAUUAAGUGGAUAGUCGGCCUGGCGAUUCGGAAAAGGCCUCCACCCCGAUCAUUAUUCCUGAUUCUUCACACGGCCUUGUCACUGUGUCGAUCAACAGAGUUCCAAAAUUGGCUAAGAAAAUCCAUUUUCAAUGAUAUCGUUGCGCUCUGGUCAACUGCCCGCUUUGGGGAUGUUGGGACCUUCUCGCAAGUUGGUCUGGCUUCCAAAGUUUUGAAGAAAAAAUGCUCUCGGAACUUGCCAGGGUACUGCUCAUCUUUCGAGCAGAUCUUGAUACAGGAUGAGCUUCAAAUUGAGAGUGAAGAGCUCCCAACCAAUCCAAAAAUUGGGUCCUUUUUCCCAACUCUGGUCACACUAGUGACCAUUGUAAAGCGUGAGGGAAGGUUUGAAUUCCUUAAGCUUUUAUGCCAACACUCGCCUACUCUGGCAUUUGACAUCACAAGCUUCCCCUCAUCAGAGAAGGAGAAAGAACUCAUUCCCAUAUGGAGCUAUGAUCUUCUGCAUACACUUCCUCUCCAGUCUUCGAGGCUACUUUUCGAUCGAUCACUUUAUCCCCGAGAAGGCGAGUUCAUUCUAGAUACCGAUUUUCUAUCGUGGGGGAAUCAAUGUAACCUCUGGGCGUACUGGGAAGCAGCGUGUGAUAAACGUCAUGAAGACUUUCCUGUGACCCGAAAAGGUAAGACAUAA